AUGGACAAGUGGAGGAGCAUCCCGUUAUCAAAAGAAGAGGAAGAAGGAGUGGUUGUGGAGGAAGAAGAGAUUUGCGAAGAGGAAUCCUUUCAGAGAACUUUAGCUGCUAAAUUAUGGACUGAAAGUAGUUUCAACGCCAGAGCUUUCAAGAGUACGAUGAUAAAUGCGUGGAAACUCAAGAAUCAGGUGGAGACUCAAAAUUUGGGGAAAAACCUAUUCUUGUUCAAGUUUGCUACAAAAAGGGAUAUGGAGUACAUUCUCAGAAAUGGGCCCUGGAGUUUCGACAGAUCUCUACUGGUUCUAAAUCGCAUCUCCGGAGACGAACAACCGUCGGAUCUGAAUAUGCACUUUGCUUCCUUCUGGGUGAGGAUUUACGAACUCCCCUUAAACCUAAGAUCGGACUCUAUGGCAAAGAAGAUAGGGAGCGUUUUGGGAAACUUUGAAGAGAUGGAUAAUAGAGAAGUCUGUAGAAAUGGUAGGUUUUUACGUAUUAAGGUAAAGCUGGAUCUACGAGCGCCAUUAAAAAGAGGAACGAUGGUGAAAGUCAAGGAGAAGAACCUAAGAGUCCAUUUUAAGUAUGAAAGACUACCUUUGUUUUGCUAUGUCUGUGGCAGACUAGGGCAUCAAAUAAAAGAUUGUGAGACCGUUGAGGAUCUCUCUGAAGAAGGUUUUGAGGAACUUGAAGAACAGGAUCUAUCGUAUGGACAGUGGCUUCGAGCAUCUCCCCUACCAAAAGCAAGUGAAGAUCAGAAAAAGAGAGAUUCAAGCUCAGGUACAUGUACUAGAAGUUUGUUCCAAGCUUCAUCAGGACAUAGCAGGUGUGAAGCUAAAUCGAAGGAGCAGAUAGAGGAAGCAGAAGUACAACAAAAUCAAGGUGCCAAGGAGGUUGGGGCAGAAAGAGAGGAUGGAACUGGGAGCGCAAUGGCAUCAAAACAGAAGGCGGUCGAGAUUGAUAAAGUGGUGGAAUCGUUUGGGGUUGUGGACUUAUCUAUUGAAGGAGUAGGGGAAGGCAAUCAAUCCAAAGGCUCUUCGGUGCAAAAAAGGAAGUGGGUCAGAAAGAAACCUUCAAGGAAAGGAACUAGUCCUCAAAACAAAUCCAAAAUUCUGGAGACUAGCAAAAGUCAACUGGUAGAGGUAAUGAUAACUGAAGGCACAAUUGACGCUUGUGGUAGUGGAGAUAAGAAGAGGAAACAGGAGUCGAAGGAAGAAGGAAUCAAGCAAACAGUACCAGAGGUGGUGUUGGAAACCCAACACCGCCUACACCAAUGA
Messenger RNA from Vicia villosa (hairy vetch), 1269 nucleotides. RefSeq lists its product as uncharacterized. The transcript has a single exon. Bases 1 to 1269 code for a protein of 422 amino acids. The record is from RefSeq and is a predicted model, not a curated record. NCBI's taxonomy places the organism in Eukaryota, Viridiplantae, Streptophyta, Magnoliopsida, Fabales, Fabaceae. Gene Ontology annotation, molecular function: zinc ion binding; nucleic acid binding.